Molecule: messenger RNA, 2868 nt
Organism: Osmerus eperlanus (European smelt)
Lineage: Eukaryota; Metazoa; Chordata; Actinopteri; Osmeriformes; Osmeridae
Product: protein SOGA3
Exons: 10
Coding region: 77-2554 (825 amino acids)
Biological process (GO): regulation of autophagy
Source: RefSeq, a predicted model, not a curated record
CCUGGACCAGACAAGAGUUGCCUCAUGGAAAAAAAGUAGGCCUAUGUGGGUACACUGAACGUCCGUGGAUGAUACCAUGAACCCGGCCGCAAGCGGCGCUGCCGACGCGGCACAGCAGCGGCAGGCGGACAAUAGCAACAGAAAGCAACAGAGAGCCUCUUCUCCGGCUGGAGGGAAAGAGACAGGAUCUAAAUGGACACAGAAAAGCAACACUCAGGCUAAAUCGAUCACGUCAAAACAAAGCGGUAGAAGAAGCAGCCGUGGUCAGUCGCCCAUUUCAACCGCUACCAGCAAAGAAAGGCAGUCAUUCAAAGGCGCGGCUGCUGUCCAGGCUACUGGUACUGAAAGCCCUACACAGAUCAGGGCCGUGACAAGUGAGUCAGCCGAAGAGCGCACUAAUAUUCCCGAAGAUACACGUUGCACUGACUUAUUGUCUCCAACUAGGGGAGAGCCGACCCGUGUUGUCUCUGACCAGCCUUGUUCAACGAAAUCGCCCAAAUUAAAAAGCAAAAACCCGAGAGGAGACUGUGCUUCCAACGGCCAAAAGAAAAGCUCCAAGAGCACCGUGGGCUGCGGGCCUGGGUUUUGGAAAGAGGGGUGCUUACAGUCUGAAUUGAUACAGUUCCAUCUGAACAAGAGUUUGGGGGAACAGGUUGGGAAGAUGCAGACAAAGACGUCUCCGGCCUCCGAACCGGAAUUGUCCCCCGAGGCAGCUAUUCAUGAACCAGUGCCUCCCCUGCCCGACCAGAGAUUGCAAGAUGAAAUAGAGAAACUAGAGGAUGAAAACGAAGAGUUGAAGAAUGAAAUACAGGAAAUGCGCGCAGAGAUGGAUGAAAUGCGAGACUCAUUCUAUGAAGAAGACGCUUGCCAACUGCAGGACAUGCGUCGCGAGUUGGAAAGGGCCAAUAAGAAUUGCAGGAUUCUUCAGUACCGUGUGAGGAAAGCGGAGAGGAAGAGGCUCCGCUUUGCCGAAACUGGUGAGGUGGACGGGGAACUGCUAAGGAGCUUGGAACAAGACCUGAAGGUGGCAAAAGAUGUCUCAGUGAGGCUGCACCAUGAACUGGAAAGUGUGGAGGAAAGACGGACAAAGACAGAGGAGGAGAAUGAGAACCUGAGACAGCAGUUUAUAGAAGUGGAGGUGACCAAGCAAGCUCUGCAGAACGAACUGGAGAAUGCAAAGGAGCUGUCACUGAAAAGAAGAGGGAACAAGGACGUGCAGAGAUCAGAGAAAAGGGUUCCGCAGACACCCAUAGAAGAGGAAAAUGAGGACCUGAAAUGCCAACUGGCCUUCAUCAAGGAAGAGGCAGUCUUGAUGAGAAAGAAGAUGGCCAAGAUCGACAAGGAGAAGGACCGCCUGGAGGCCGAGCUUCAAAAGUAUCGCUCCUUCUACGGAGAUUUGGACAGCCCCCUGCCCAAGGGUGAGGCGGGGGGACCACCAACCACACGUGAAUCAGAGCUCAAGCUCCGCCUGCGUCUGGUGGAGGAGGAGGCCAACAUUCUGGGGAGGAAGAUUGUUGAGCUAGAGGUGGAGAACCGUGGUCUGAAGGCAGAACUAGAGGACAUGCGCGAGGAUAGCCUGGCAGCAUGCGGCGGGUCGAGGUACCACAGCUCCAAGCUGCAGGGCGAAGCUCUGUCAGAGCUCCGGCAGCAGCUGCAGCUAGUGGAGGACGAAGCAGAGCUGCUACGCAGGAACUUAGCUGAUGUGGAAGAGGAAAACAAGAAGGUAACGAGUGAGCUCAACAAACUCAAGUACAAGGAGGGCUCUCGCCAUGGAGCAGGAGGGGCUGGGGGGGGAGGAGGAGCAGAUGCUGCCAAGAUGGAGGUCCUCCAGGAGGAGCUGAAGGCAGCCAGGCUGCAGAUUAAUGAGCUGAGCGGCAAGGUGAUGCAGCUGCAGUAUGAGAACCGCGUGCUGCUGUCCAACUUGCAGCGUUACGACCUGGCCUCGCACCUCGCCCUGCACUCCAGCCCUCGGGACAGCGACGCUGAAAGUGACGGGGGUCGCGACGACGGCUCCUCGUCGCCUCGCCUUCUUCCGCCACACCGAAAGCGCGAGGGUCCUAUUGGAGGGGAAAGCGACUCGGACGAGGUGAGGAACAUGCGUUGCCUGACACCGACUCGUUCCCUCUACUCCCCAGACACCCGUUUUUUAUCCCGGAGCCUGAAAGACAGGCAGCAGAUGAUUGACAUCCGCUUUGAGGCGGAGAGACUGAGCCGAACCAUAGACAGGCUCAUAGCUGACACCAGCACCAUCAUCGCUGAGGCCAGGGUCUAUGUGUCCAAUGGGGAGCUGUUUGAGGAGGAUGAGGGGAGUCGUAUCCGGGAGCACGAAUUGUUGUACCGCAUCAACGCCCAAAUGAAGGCCUUCCGGAAGGAGCUACAGGGAUUAAUUGACCGGCUGGAGGUCCCCAAGCCUGAGGGCAAGACAAAUGAGGAACCUCUAUCUAUGUUUCAACCUAUCAUUUUACUGAUCCUUAUACUUGUCCUAUUUUCAUCACUUUCUUAUGCCACCAUUUUUAAGUUGGUUUUUCUUUUCACCCUUUUCUUUGUUCUGUAAAAGUAGACGUGCCCAUAUUACAUCUGUUACACCUUUAUUUGUCUUUACUUUUUUUUUUUACAUACACAAGGUCACACUAGGUACAGGAGGCUCUUUCUUCAUUUAUCAUGAUCCAACUCAGACGCUCUCAACCAAUACUGGGGACAUGUCACAUCAAAGAGACACAUCAGUGUAUAUGAGGGUGGGGACAACAGAAGGCUUUUGUUAGACCUGAAAUCGGUUUUGGAAGAGGUACAGGGGGAAGUAAAGAGAGAGGAGGAGAAGAGGAGCGAGCUACAACUGCAGUACACAAGGGACAGAUGCGCAUGGGACUU